CCUUGUUUGCCCUCACUCCGACAGAGAGGACGAGCCAUUUAAAUAAGCCCGGAAGGAGAGGGGAAUGAUCAGUCAAGCCCUUAUCGUUGCUAUUAUUAUUGUCGCCAUGCUUGCAAUUAUAGCACUUCUAUUUCACGUUCACGCUUACAAGGACAUGAAACGAAAACAGAGAAUAAGAGAGCAACAUGAACGCCGACAGCGUGAGCAGAUGGAUCGAUGGCAGCAAAUAAUGGACGAGCAAGUACCGUACAGACGUAAUUUGGACCAAGUCUUGGAACGACGACCAGCAGAUGAAGAAAGCAUGAGCCCACCUUUGUACUGCGAACACGAAAACAACGACACUAAUGGCGAUGAUAAUCCAACAGCAACAGCAGCAGCUACAGCACAAUCGACGGCUAGUGCGCUAGUACCUUCUCCUCCUCCUCCAGCAUAUAAAAAUCAUCAUCUCGAUACGCGAAUUCGAUGAGCUUGUACUUUUAUCAUUCCAUUAUUUAUUUUCGACCUCAUUUUUCUGUCACGCCCACCACUUGUUAGUAAACAGUUGCUGUAUUAUUGUCAUACUUUUCUGUCUGUAAUAUUUAGCUAAACUCGUAAUCACCACCACCUUUUGUAUUCCUUUUCUUCCUAUUUAACUACUGCUUAUUACUGCUACCGCUGCAAGACCGUAGUUUUUAGGUAAAGAACCACACAGUGUGACAUAAAAUAAGUGACAGGCAGUAGUAUGUAUACAGAAAGAGCCCUGGUUUUUUGUUUGUUUG
Zychaea mexicana is the source of this 758-nucleotide messenger RNA. RefSeq lists its product as uncharacterized. The record is from RefSeq and is a predicted model, not a curated record. The transcript has 2 exons. The coding region runs from base 65 to 466 and encodes 133 amino acids. Lineage: Eukaryota; Fungi; Mucoromycota; Mucoromycetes; Mucorales; Lichtheimiaceae.